Messenger RNA from Striga hermonthica, 6588 nucleotides. Lineage: Eukaryota; Viridiplantae; Streptophyta; Magnoliopsida; Lamiales; Orobanchaceae. The record is from the annotation of a GenBank genome assembly.
AUGCAAAGGUAUCAUGGAGGAAGCUGCACUAGUGCAGUCAAUAACAGUGCUUUUGGGGGGAUUCAAGCAAGGGAUGCGUCCCGUGCUGAAUCACCUGUUGUACCACCAACCUUCUCUCUGAACCCAAGGCGCUCAUCCCCACCAGCACCAUACAAAGUGAGGUGUGAAAAGGAACAGUUGAAUUCCCGACUUGGACCACCUGACUUCCAGCCGCCGACUCCAAACUGUCCUGAGGAGACACUUACGCGGGAGUAUGUGCAAUCUGGCUAUAGAGAAGCUGUUGAAGGACUUGAGGAAGCUAGAGAAAUCUCACUAUCUCAGGUUCCAGUGCUCACAAAGCCCGUAAUUAUUAAGUGCAAAGAGGCAAUCAGAAAAUGUCAUAGAGCUAUCAAUGAGUCUCGUAUGCAGAAAAGAAAGGCAGGUCAAGUUUAUGGGGUCCCACUUUCUGGUUCAUCAGUCACUAAGUAUGGUGCAUUCCCUGAUCUUCGACCAUGCGGGGAAGACUUCAAGAAGAAAUGGAUUGAGGGAUUAUCCCAACCGCAUAAAAGAUUGCGCUUAUUGGCUGACCAUGUUCCUCAUGGUUAUAGAAGGAAAUCUCUGUUUGAAAUCCUUAUAAAAAAUAAUGUUCCAUUAUUGAGAGCUACAUGGUUCAUCAAAGUAAAUUACCUUAAUCAGGUUCGUGGGGCAUUUUCUAAUUCAUCAUUGAGUGUCAAUGAAAAAACUCAAUUGUCACGUUCAGAGCUGUGGACAAAAGAUGUUAUUGAAUACUUGCAGUACCUCUUGGAUGAAUUCAUGGCAAGAAAUGUUUCUCAUUCAACUUUGCCUGUGCGACAACGGUCAUCACAAAUGGUUUAUGCUGGUUCAGUGCAGCAAAAAAGUGAUUCAUUUUCGUCUGUCGUGGAUGUUGGGGAGCCUUCACUUAACACUAAAUGGUGGUAUGUUGUAAGGAUUAUUCAGUGGCACUAUGCUGAAGGACUUCUUAUUCCUUCUUUGAUUACGGAUUGGGUUCUUAAUCAACUGAAGGAGAUGGAAUUGCUUGGUGUUCUGCAGUUGCUACUGCCCAUCAUAUAUGGCGUUAUAGAAACUGUUGUCUUAUCACAGACGUAUGUGCGCAGUCUGGUUGGAGUAGCCAUUCGUUUCAUACGAGAGCCUUCUCCAGGGGGUUCUGAUCUUGUUCAUAAUUCUAGAAGUGCGUAUACAACUACUGCUCUUAUUGAGAUGGUCCGAUAUUUAAUACUAGCUGUUCCGGACACUUUUGUUGCUUUGGAUUGUUUUCCUCUGCCAGCAUGUGUAUUAUGUGAUGCUGUGAAUGACAGACAUUUCUUAUCCAAAAUGACUGAGGAUGCUAGGAGAGUGAAAAAUAGUCAAAUUGAAGUCAAUGGUGUCUGUAAAGAUAAGAUUCGAGAUGCUCAGACUGAGCCAUCAUCCUCUCUUGGCAUCGUAUCCUUGAUUCAAAAAUGUGCAGAGACUUUAUCAAGAGCGGCCAAACCUAAUCAUUCUGGACAUAAUGUAGCUAAAGGCUCGCGAGUGUUGGACCAAGCUGUCAUGCAUGGAGAUAUUGGGGUUGCUUACAAAUUGCUCUUUGAAAAUAUGUGGUAUGGAGCUUGGGCUGAAAGCUGGAUUUCACAAGUGAGCCCCUUCUUAUAUACGUCACUGGAGCACAUCAGUACUGUAGCAUCAUCUUUAGUUUGCUCUAUCUUUUUUAUAUGCGAGUGGGCGACUUGUGAAUUUAGGGAUUUUCGUGCCACACCUCCUCAAGGUGUGAAGUUCACUGGUAAAAGAGACAUGUCUCGGAUAUACAUAGCAAUUCGACUUCUAAAACAGAGGAUGAGUGACAUGCCGAAUCUGCGCCCUUCCGAGAGGCAGAGAAGUGGAGGUAUUUCUGAUAUCUCCGUGAGUCCUGGACCUUUGCAUGAUAUUAUGGUAUGUUGGGUUGAUCAGCAUGAAGUGCAUAGUGGAGAAGGUUUCAAGCGCUUGCAGCUUCUGAUUAGAGAAUUGAUUGAAUCUGGCAUUUUUAGUCCUCAGGCAUAUGUCAGACAGCUGAUUAUAAGUGGAAUCAUGGAAAGGAAUGGGCCUAUGGUUGAAUUGGAAAGGCAAAAAAGACAUUGCAAACUCUUGAAGGAAUUGCCUGCUUCUUAUGUCUGCGAUGCUAUAGAACAAACAAUUGGAACACCAAGCACAGUGGAGGUAAUGGAUAUUUAUUCAAAUGAACGGAGACUGGUGCUUUAUGGGCUAUUUGAACAUAAAAAAUCUACUGCCAAUGCAAUUGGUUCAGUUAAGCAAAAGAAACAUCCAUUUAGUCUCACAGGUGGAAGUGGUUCACCAUCUUCUAUUGACGUGGAUUUCAAGCUUGAAGAAUUAAAGGAUUCAAUUUGUGCUCUGUUGCAUUUACCCACGUCUGUAUGUCGAUUAGACACUGGAAAUGAUGAAGCUCGAGGGAGCAGUAAGAGGCCCGGUGGUCCUACUAAUGGAGUCGAUUCCAGUGAAGAAAUAUCAGGAUGUGAAGAAUGCAAAAGAAUGAAAAGACAGAAAUUAAAUGACGAAAAGACUUCAUGGCCAGCAGAUGAAGAAGAGUUAUGGUGGGCAAGUAAGGGACUAAAAUAUGUGGGAUCUUCCAGAACGGAGCCACCCCCCAAGCCUGCCAAACAGUCAUCAAGAGGUAGGCAGAAAAAUGUCCGUAAAACUCAAACUCUUGCACAGUUAGCCGAUGCUCGGAUUGAAGGCAGUCAAGGAGCAUCAACGAGCCAUGUAUGUGAAAGCCGGAUAGAUUGUCCUCAUCAUAGAACUGGUUUUGAUGACAUCUCAAAAUCUGUAGAGGGGUCCAGAAAACCACCUUCGGCGGAUAUUCUUUUAAUUGGAAAAAUUCUGAAGAAGAAGCGGUUUGUUAACAAGAGGACUGUGGCUGCAUGGUUGAUAUCCGUUGUUAAGCGUUUUAUUGAAGAGAGUGAAAAGCUUGCUGCCAAGGGUGGCCCAUAUGGUAGGCCAAUGGCACUUGCUGAUGGUCAGAACUCCUUGAGAUGGAGACUUGGUGAAAAUGAACUGUCAGCAAUUUUAUAUAUAUUGGACGUUUGUGAUGAAAUAGUGUCUGCUGCAAGGUUUCUUCUUUGGUUGUUUCCUAAGCUUUCAAGCAAAAUGAGUUCUAUCGUCCAAAACAGGAACACUCUCAUGCAUUCUAGGAAUGCUGAAAACCAUGCAUGUGAAGUAGGGGAGGCAUUUCUCUUAUCAUGUAUUCGCAGGUAUGAAAAUGUAAUCGUUGUUGCUGAUCUAAUUCCUGAAACCUUGUCUCUCGCAAUGCAUCAUGCUGCAGCAGUCUUGGCAUCUAACGGCAGACUUUCUAGUUUGCCAUCCAUGGUUUACGCCCGUCACCUCCUGAGGAAGUAUGGCAAUGCAGCUAGUGUUGCUGAAUGGAAAAAGAAUUUUACAUCCACAAGUGAUAAAAGACUUAGUUCCGAGCUUGAAUCUGGAAGAUCUUCUGAAGGGGACUUCGGAUUUCCCUUCUGUGUCCCAAACGGAGUUGAAGACCCUGAUGAUUAUUUCCGUCAAAAGAUUAGUAGCGUCCGAAUGUCCAGAGUUGGUCUGAACAUGAAAGAAAUAGUGAACAGACAUAUAGAUGAAGUUUUCCAAUACUUCUAUACAAAAGAUAGGAAGCCUUUUGGAUAUGGCUCUAACAGAAGUGCUAUGGCCGAGAAGUGGGAGGACAGCCACCAGAUGGCUAAGCAAAUAGUGAUUGGAUUGAUGGACUGCAUGAGGCAAACUGGUGGGGCCGCUCAGGAAGGUGACCCCUCUCUGGUGUCUUCGGCUGUUGCAGCAAUCGUUAAUAAUGUUGGACAGGUUGUUGCUAAAAUUCCUGACCUAACUUCGGGCACUAAUAGCUUAAAUUCGUCUCCACCUUCCGGCUCGUUAAAUUUUGCACGGCACAUUUUACGCAUUCAUAUCACUUGCUUGCGCGUAUUGAAGGAAGCUCUUGGAGAACGCCAGAGCCGGGUCUUUGAAGUUGCUUUUGCUACGGAAGCUUCUUCAGUUCUUAUGCAAGCUAUUGCCCCUGGAAAGGGGGCUCGAAGUCAAUAUCAGUUGUCCCCAGAAACUCACGAUUUCAGUUCUAAUUUAUCAAAUGAAACUUCAAACAAAUCAACAGUUCUUGGGAGAGCAGCUAGAAUAUCCUGUGCUGUUUGUGCACUUGUCAUUGGUUCAAUUCUGCAGGGAGUAGCUAGUCUAGAGAGGAUGGUGAGUCUGUUUAGAUUAAAGGAAGGGCUGGAUCUUAUUCAGUUUGCAAGGGGUCUGAAGUCCAAUGUAAAUGGUAAUUCACGUUCCAUGGUGAUUCUGAAAGUGGAUAAUGUGAUUGAAGUUUCUGUGAACUGGUUUAGGGUCCUCGUGGGGAAUUGCAGAACUGUUUGCGAUGGAUUUAUUGUGGAUCUUUUAGGUGAAGCCUCAAUUGUAGCUCUAUCUAGGAUGCAGCGAACACUGUCAUUGAAUGUGGUUUUCCCUCCUGCCUAUUCUAUAUUUGCUUUUGUUGUAUGGAAACCCAUCCUUGAUGCAUGCUUUGGAGUACGUGAAGAUUUCAACCAAUUGUAUCAGUUAUUGAUCACAUGUAUGGGUGAUGUUAUAAAGCACCUGCCGUUUCGUGAUAUAUGUCUGAGAGACACUUAUGUCCUGUAUGAACUCGUAGCUGAAGAUAACCUUGAUCUUGAAUUUGUUUCCUUGCUAGAAGCUAGUGGUGCUGAUAUUAAUUUGAAAGCUGCCGCCGUGGUUCCUCUCCGUUCGAGACUUUUCCUGGAUUCUCUCAUAGAAUGUGAAUUGCCUCUACCAAUGGCUGACAAGAAUAGGGUUAGCGGGCAUGGUUUGUUGAAAAAACAGUGUGGGGAAAACGUGAAAAAGCUUAUGAGCAAGCUUGUGCAUGUGUUGGAUACAUUGCAGCCAGCGAGAUUUCACUGGCAGUGGAUUGAGCUGAGGCUCCUACUCAACGAGCAGGCAAUCAAUGAGAAGAUGGAGAUUGAUAUCUCCUUGAUCGAGGCCAUAAAGUCUCUCGCACCUAAUCCGGACAAAAGUACUGCUUCUGAGAGUGAGAGCAACUUCAUUCAAAUUAUUCUCACCAGGCUACUGGUCAGGCCCGAUGCAGCUCCUUUGUUUUCUGAGCUUGUCCAUCUCUUGGGAAAAUCGCUCGAGGAUUCAAUGCUGUCUCAAGCAAAAUGGCUACUGAGAGGUGCUGAAGUUCUUUAUGGGAAAAAAUCGAUCCGGCAGAAGGUUGUAAAUAUUGCUGCCGAGUUUAAAGAACUCUCCCUAAAACCCCAGCACUGCAAGCCAUGGGGAUGGUGCUCUUCUGAUGUUAACUUAUUAGCUAACAAAGGCGAAAAAUGGAAAUCUGAAGGCUGCGCCCUAGAAGAAGGGGAAGUUGUUGAUGAAGGAGCAGAUUCAAACUCAUGUGGAAAAGGAUUGGGUGCUUUGGAUGUUGAAGGCUUUAUCGUCAGUCAACAGCACGUGACCGAAAGAGCUCUUGUUGAGCUAAUCCGUCCGUGUCUGGAUCAAGGCUCGGAUGACCAGCGUUAUAAUUUUGCAAGUGAAAUGAUCAAGCAAAUUAGUAAUAUCGAGCAACAAAUAAAUGCAGUUACUUGUGGAGUCGGCAAGCAAGCUAUGGCUCCCAGUCCUGCAGUCGGAACUCCUGCAAAUAAAAGUAGCCACAGAAAAAGUGGAAAAAGUGGGAGUCCAGGAAUAUCGAGGCAGUCGACUGGAUCAAUUGAUACUGUUCCUCCUUCUCCUGCAGCUUUGCGGGCAUCUAUGACUCUGAGAUUGCAGUUCCUGAUUAGGUUGCUCCCAAUUAUUUGUGCAGACAGGGAGCCUUCAGUUCGGAAUAUGAGGUAUGGUCUUGCUACAGUUCUUUUGCGUCUCCUUGGAAGCAGGGUUGUGCAUGAAGAUGCUGGCCAUUUUGUCAAUAGUCAAUCAUUUGUUACGCCAAAAAGAGACUUGGAAUAUCUCAAGGAAACUUCUGCUGAUGGCGAACUUUUAUGUGGGAAAGGUAUAUUCGACUGUCUAUUGUUGGUACUGAAUGUGUUGCUAAGCUGUCACCAGCCCAGCUGGUUGAAGCCCAAGUCUGAAUCCAAGGACACCCAGCCCAGCAAGGGAUACACCGCUUUUGAUCAUGAAGUUGCAGAAAACAUGCAGAAAGAGUUGAACCGUAUGGAAUUGCCCGAGAUAAUCCGGUGGCGUAUCCAAACUGCAAUGCCAACUAUUUUCCCAAACUUCAACUGUUCUGUCCCUUGCAAGCCACCAUCAGUGUCCUUCAAUGCCCUCGCCUGUCUUCAGCCAAGCAAUACUGUGACCAAAUUCAAUUCAAACCUGCCUUUUCCUCAAAGAAAUCUUUCCAUUCGCUCGUCCUCAAAUCUGAAGAGCAAGCCACAACAGGAUACUGACACCGAUAUUAUCGAUCAGUGGACUCUUCUGGAGGAUGGGACCGGGUUGGGCCCUCCUUCAGCCAACUCAACCAGUAUAAGUGGUGAUAAUAUGAAUUUGAAGGCGUGCAAUUGGCUCAAGGGGGCUGUGAGAGUGAGAAGGACGGACCUCACGUAUAUUGGGGCGGUUGAUGAGGACAGCUGA